Molecule: messenger RNA, 10468 nt
Organism: Ochlerotatus camptorhynchus
Lineage: Eukaryota; Metazoa; Arthropoda; Insecta; Diptera; Culicidae
Gene: lilli
Product: lilliputian
Exons: 16
Coding region: 1719-7001 (1760 amino acids)
Biological process (GO): regulation of gene expression
Cellular component (GO): super elongation complex; nucleus
Source: RefSeq, a predicted model, not a curated record
CUUUGCUCGUUGAGUCCUUUCGAGCGCGAAGAACCCAAUUCGUUCGGUGGCAGCAGCAUGACAGGACCCCAAAAAACCGGCCGCGUUCUCGCCGUCGUCGUGUUCGUCAUUUGUGACCGUGAAUCAAUCAUCAAAUAAACACCGGGAGGAAUAAGAGUGAGAAUAGGGAGAGAAAAUAAAAACACACACCCAGUGUGUUGGUGUUGGAAGAAGAAGUGUUGGUGAAGGAGAUAAGAGCUAUAAGCAAAAAAUAAAAUCAGUUCGGACAACACAAGAGAGAGAAAAGGUGUGCGGUAAAAAGUAGAAAGUUUUUUUUUUCGCUUUCAGCUAAUGAUUAAGGUGAAAAUCUCUCGUAUGUAGAUUAGAUAAUAUCCGUAUUAAGAGAGAAAAAAAAUCAACCUUGCCGGAAUGCAAUAAAGGUAAAUUAGUGCUCGAUCUUUUUCCCGUAAAAGUGAUUGGUGGCAAUUAGGUGUAGCAUUAAGUUUUACGCAUAUCUAGAGGACGACAAGUCCCGUGCGCCGAUAGUGUGCUUUUAAGUGGUUAAUAUAAAUACAAAAUAUAUAAAUAUAAUCAAAGUAUAAGGUGUUUGGAAGGAGGCAAGAGGAAGCUCAAGAAGAAUAGAAAAUCGAAGAAAAGUGGUGAGAUUUACGGCAAUCGAUUUGCACGAUACGUGACUAAUGGCUUGAAUGAGCUCUCGCUUUUUUUUUUGUGUGUUGUUUCGACGUAUCUAUCUAUCUGCGCACACAAACAUACACACAACAGCACAUAGAAACACGUGUGCGUUCGUGUGUAUUUAUUUCCCGUGAAGAGUCAUUGCAUGAUGAUGCGCGACAACAGUAUGCGUGAGGUGAAGAAGAAACCGACCCAAACACACUGAGAGACAGUGGAAACUGUAAUAACAAAUCGUCACACACAUUAUAGCUGUUGUUGUUGUUAUUAUUAUUAUCAUCAUCAUCACUGGACUGGAAUCGACCCAGGAGACGAGCCCCGAGAGGAUUUGGAGGAGCAAUAGUGGAGAAAAAAAAAUUGCAACCUCCAAGUGGUGCCCACUUUACCGCUCCGCGAACAAUCGCGCCCAUCAAGAUGCAACAAGAUGCACUCGUCUUCGGUUCGGGUGCCAGUGGAACGCAGCAGACGAGCACGUCAACAACGACCUACGGGUUACAACUACGACAGCCACUACUACCACUACUACUACUCCAGCAAUCGCAGCUGUUGGUAGCACCGUUCUGCGGCAACUUCGGGCAGCCACCGAGGUGGUGGUCGCCGAAACGCGGGUGAAACGUCCCCUCGAAACUAGUGCUUGCAGUUGAGAUUAUAUUUUUUCGUUAACCGUGCAUUUUUUGUUUGUUUCGGAAACUAGUGCAGAUUUACCUCCCACACUUCCACCGGUACGGCAUCACGUGGCGUGUCUACUCAGUGAAGCAGUAGGAAGAAAAUUUUGUAUGCACCGGAAAAUUUCAAACUACUCCGCCGUUGAAAAAUAUUGAACCGGUGCUUUGGUGUAAUCCCUUGGCGGUGGUGAAGAGAAAUAGCUAGAUAGCAGGCUAAGAUCUGCACGUCUCGUUGAGCUUCAGAGCAAACAAUCAAACUUCCAGUGGGAAACAAGUUGUGCAAGUGCGCCGUGUAGAGUGAAAUAGGGAGGGAAAAAAAGUAUGAUAAUCAAGUCCGGGAAGAUUCACUUUCCGCUGCUGUAAUGUGUAGCACACGAUGGAGCAAUGAAACAUAGCAGCAGCAAGAAAAGUAGCAGCAGUAACAGGAAUCUGUACUUGUUCAGUACGGCAGCGGCAGCGGCGGCAGCAGCAGCCGCAGCAAAUAACUCAGGAUCGGCCGGAAUAACUUCUGGACCAGGAUCAUCCGGGCUGUCGUCCUCGUCGUUGUCAUCCUUGUCCUCCUCGUCGCUGCAGUCGACGGGAGGUAAAGGUGGCGAUUUGGAUAUGAACAAAUCGCAGAAACCAAGGCACGAUGAGCAGGAUAGCAGGAUGGAGCGCAGAGAACGCGACAAGCAGGCACGAGCACUGCAGCUACAGGCCGAACGUGACGCCGAACCAGCAGCACCGAUAUUUGCCGCUCCGGUUAAAGUGCUCAGUCCAUCCGACAUGGACAUGCAGAUUCAAUCGAAGCUCGGAAACUUCGAAUACGCCCGGAGACAUAUUCUGGACGCAACAUCUGGACAUAACGUGAUCGGGAUCUCGUCCAGUCCGGCCACCCCGCGGUCCAAUGCUCCUACGACGAUGCAGAUGCCAAAUAGCCUCACCAAUACCAUUAGCCCUCUGGUUGGCUCGGGGAUCUUUCCAACGCCGUCGACGACAACGAUGUCCUCGCAGCAACAGCAGCAGCAGCAGUACCAUCGAACGCUUCCGCCAAAAAACAAUAGCAAUAGCAACAGUAGUAGUAAUAAUAGCAACAGUGCCGUUGGUGCCAGUGUAAAUAGUACCGGUAGCAGCAACAGUAAUAGCAGUAAUGCCAACUUUGUGAAACCCACGGACAAUCGACCGAUCUACAAUGGGCGCUCGUCGUCCAGUCGACACUACGGGAUGUCGUCCGGCGGGACCGGCUCGGGAGCGUUCUCCAAAAAUGAGGUGCACUCGAAGGGACUUUCCUCGGGGUCAGCCUCGCUGAUGAAUGGCCGCACGACCGGUCCCGGAACGAUCGGUGACAAGUUACCCUCGCAGCAACUGCUAAACGGACGUCUGCCUCCUCAGGUGUCAAACGCAAAAAUGCCUCCUAGAGUAAACGAACCGUCGACGCCGUCGAAAACGUCCGGCAAUGUGGAGCAAAUUUUGAGCGAAGUGAAGCUGUUCGCCAUAGGGACGCCACUGACGGAGAUCGGGGCAACGCCCCGGAAGGAACUGGAGCCUUACAACCUGAACAACCCCAACAAAUUCAAGUACGCACCGAACCCGGUGAUGAUGAAGCCACCUUCCUUCAAAGCGCCAUUAAGCGCAAUACCUCCGAUGGUGAAACCGAUAAGUGCCCUCGAGGACGAACCGAACGGAUCGGACAGCGACGAAGGCGGUGGCUACAAGAAGAAACGCAACUCCAGUGAUACCUCAUCGAAUGACAGUGCGGACGAAUCGUCCAGUGAGGAUUCGAAUGUGGGCAAUAAGUCACCGGUGGCAACAACCGGCGGUGUUGCUAUCGCCGGUAACAAUGGAGCAGGUCCGGGCGGAGGACCCGGAGGAGGGGGAGCUGGGGGCGGAGGAGGAUCAGCGGGAAUUGGUGGUGUGGCGAGCAAUGCUACUGCCACUGGGAACAGGGAUUGGUCUUUGGUGAAUUUCCUACAGCCACAGGUGCCAAGCGAGACGGGUAGUGCGAACUCGCAAUCAGUGGGUGGAUUGAACAAUCCCGAUUUGAUGGGGUGUAACCAAAGUUUGAAUGAGCACGACGACAAUUCGAGUUCACCGCUAAUGCCUGGUUCGCCUCCGACGAUCAAGAAUGAACCACCGCCAAUUGAGGAUGAUCAUUUGUCGAACAGUAGCAGUAAUAACGAAGGGGUAUUUGUCAAGCAGGAACCGUAUCCGAGUGAGAACAGUACGUCUUCGCCGAGUGCCGGAGGAAUCCCAACGGCGACGCCUAGCUCGGCGCUGCCUGGCUUGAAUGGCGGAGGGUUGCAAGAUUUCAAUAAACUGGGUGAUAUUAAGAACGAUCUGGACCUAUCCAGUCCGGCGAAGAGCCCGGAGAAAAGUUCCGAGAAGGACUCAAACGACCAAGUGGAUAGUAUAGAUGAAAACGAGGUGAGCAGUGCGCUGCUGAAGGUGAAAGAGCUUCAAAAUAUACAACCUUUAUCGGGAAUUUCCGAUAUUGACGACAAUAAUGUUCAGCAGAGCACGCUUGGGUUGCUCAGCGCGGGAAGUGGAGGCGUCCCGAGAGUACCACAGAAAGUUAAACGAAAGCGGAAAGUUAACAAAACCUUCCAGGAUCGGGAACGAGACCAUCAAUCCAGCAGUAGUGACGACGAUGGUUUCGGCAGCUCUCAAAGGAGCAGAUCUCAAUCUUUCGAGAAGGACAAAAUCGGUAAGACACGGGGUCGACCAAGGAAGAAUCCCCCCACGACGGGUGGUUCCUCAAUUGUGGGCUCGUCCAGUGCUCGGCAAUCGGACGCCGACUCCGUAACUAGUAACAAUAGCAAAAGGAGAUUAUCGAUUUCCUCUACCAAAACGGUUGCUUCCACACCUAGCAAAAAGGAUGCUUCUAGUACGCCUGCCAAAAAGACUACAACGUCCCGGAAGCGACCUUCCAGGGCCAAUCAGAAAAUUACCAGCCGGGAAGUGCUUUCGACGACGGACGAUUCGGACGCGGAACAACCGAAGCGAGACCGGAAAGAAGAUGCCCCCGAAAGUUCCAAAUCCAGUCCGUCAAAGUCCGUGGUCAACAUGGUGCUACCGCAGAAACCGACAGGAGUUGACGAACUGUCUUCUGAUAGCAAUGCUGACAGAUUAAUGUCCCCACCGAGAAGGGCUACCAUCAUAUCGCCGCAAUUCCAACCAUCUUCCAUUUCGAAGGUGGUACCGAGGAAGACAUCCACGUCCACUUCGGCUUCCAUCGACGACGACGAUGACGAUGACGACGACGAUGACGAUAAUGUGGGAGCUAGGUCGGAUAGCUAUUCCGGUAGUGCUAGCGACGGAGCUGUCAAGAAAGAGAAGAAAAUCAACAAAAUCAAGAGCGAUCAGAAGAAGAAGGACACCCUCCGGAAGCUGUUCACCAUCAACUGUGGCUCCAAGAGCAAAAAUAGCAAACGCCAGGUGGUGGUCGAAGAGGUCCACCACUCGAAGGCUUCCUCCGUACAGACCACUGUGAACACCACUCCCAACUCCAAGAGUCAUCUGCUGAGCGUACCGCAGCCGUCGUCGGACGUUUCCCGUACAAUCACACCACCGCUGGCUCCAACGGUCAACGUCGUCGCGGCGAACGAGGCCCGUUCCACCCCAUCAUCGGCGUCAUCUUCGUCCUCCUCCGGUGUCGCCAUCGCCGCCGCCAUUGCGGAAAAAGUGCUUUUAUCACCCGCCAAUACUGCCUUAAACAACAUUUCCCUCAUCUGCCGGAUCGAUUUGAGUCGCCUGCUGAAAAUACCACCGCCGCCGCCAGCCAAACCAAACCAGCUGGCCAAGGCAAACGAAAGCUACAGUGCCCAGCGCAGUGCCUCGGCUCGACACAAGAGCAAAAGUCCCUACGAAAUCAACAAGAAACGGCGCAACUCGAUUGCCGGCCACUGCUUCGAAACGAGUGCCCAGCAGCGAAGGUCUUACGAGGACAAAUCUUCGUCUGGCCUCAGCUCCUAUAGACUGACCGAAGGGAUCGACCCAGCGAAGGUGGCCAGCGAUCCACUGUUGCUGGAAAAUGGUCGCCACCGAAGCAACAGCAACGCCAGCGAACAUCAAUCUCGGGAACGAUCCCGGGACUACCGGGACAUUGUGUCCCCAUCGUUACCACCUCAUCACCAUCACAACAAUCACAACUCGUCGGCUUCGUCCCUGUCCUCUUCGGGGUCGGGAUCGGGAUCGGCGCAGAAACAGUCAUCAUCUGCCAAGCAGCACCUCACGUAUGACGAAAAGUUACCCGCCAAAAGCGAAAAACUCCAGUACGGAGCCAGUAGUAGUAGUAGUAACAAUAGUAAUAACUAUCCAAUCAAGGAAGACAAUUCAGCAAUACUCUUUGGUGCUGGCGCUGGUGGCAGCAACAGUAGUAAACCACUCAACAUAAAGCACGAAAACCUUAUCAAACAGGAAUACCAGGACGGGGAAGAUAGCAAACUGUCGGCCGCUAGUUUGUCGAAGCUGCAGCAGCAAACGAUACCGGUGUCGUCAUCGUCAUCACAGCAGCAGCAGCAGCAGCAACAACAACAACAGCAACAGCAACCGCCGGAGAGCAAUAGCCGAAGAAAGCGCACAUCCAGUUCCAGCAGUAGCUCCUACAAGGAAAAACGACGGAAAAAGGACAAGACCAGUAGUAAUGCUCAGACUGAUGCCCUAGACCAAAUGCCUCCGACCAAUCACGAUCGGUUAGAAGCGGAUCAACCCCCCCAUCAUCUGCCAUCUGCUGCUGCCAACGCCACCGCCGCCGUUGUUACUUGUGCUACCACCACUAUCACACCUCACCCAAAAUCCGCUGGAGAUUCGCUAGGUACCGGGGACGUUGGUGGUGCCGCAACUACUACUGGUGGACCUAUCAUGGUGAAGAAAAUCUACGUAUCGUACUUUGAACGUUCCAACGAGGACGAACUGGAGGUUCGGGACCAAAAUCGUUACCUCUCGGAGGCGAAGCGGUUGAAGCACGCGGCGGAUCGGGAGGGUGACCACCUGGCGCAGGCCAUGCUCUACCUGGAGGCGGUGCUGUUCUUUCUGCUCACGGGCGAUACGAUGGAACGGGACCCGAUCACCGAGAAGGCCGCCUUUACCAUGUACAAAGAUACGCUCAGUUUGAUCAAGUACAUUUCGUCGAAGUUUCGUAGCCAGCAGCAGCAUCUCACCGUGCAGGGUAGCAUCCACAGUAAGGUGGCGAUAUUGAGCUUACGGUGUCAAUCGUUGAUCUAUCUAAAAUUGUACAAAAUGCGACGGCAUGACAUCAAGGACGUGCAGCGGAUCAUCGCAGAGUACAAUCAGAAGCCCAACCAACCGGUUUCGGCCGAUAUGGUCAACGGUAAUACACCUUCGCCACUGUCGCCGACCUCGGUGGGUUCGCAGAGUUCCGGUUACUGUUCGGGUCAAACCGUUCAAGCGGGUCCCAUUCCGGGUUCGUCGAUCAGUUCUUCCCCCUCACCGUGCUUGCUUAUGCCGGUUCACGUACAUAUGGCAUUCCAAAAGCAAGCAACACUGUUCAACUAUCUGCUCAACUGUCAGGACCUGUGGGAGCAAGCGGACAAUCUGGUUAUACGGGGGAAUCAUACAGAUUUUUUCAUCGACCUGGAUCACGACAAUGGCCCGAUGACGUUGCACAGCUCGCUGUACAAUGUGGUCAAGUACGUUCAGGCCGGUAUUCAGAAGCUCCGGCGAAUGUAAUUCACUGGGCACCGGAAAACGUAGAAUACAAAAGUCUGAUCAAAGAUGAAGAACUAGCAAACCAAUCACCACACAACAGUUUGGAUCCUAAUCGUGAAACCCAAAGGACUGAAAGCUAAAACAAAAUGAUAAAAAAAUCUCGUUAGAGAGGGGGCGCCGGCCGCUGCAUCCUGACCCGUAUGGUAGUGGUGAUGGUGGUGGCAGACGGUUGUUGCCGCCGUCAGUGACUGACAAUAAACGAACUUCCCCGCGGAGCUGAGAUCUUCCCUUAGCCAUAGGGAGGAAUUUCUCCGGGGGAGGGGGAUAAAUGGUGGUUUCCGGAAGAACGGUAACAACUUUUUUUUUUCUUGCAACGGAAGAAGCUGUGAUUUGUAAUGGUAGUGAAUCUGGAUGGACGGACGGACGGACGGAAGGAAGGACGAGCGAUGAUUGUGGCGGAGACAGAGCUAGGGCGGAGAUAUGCGGUGUUUGGUAUUGUAAGGAAAGGGAAAUACCUAUAGGUAACUUAGUGUUACAGUUUUCUUGUUUUUCGGUAUUUGGUGCUGUUUAAACUGAUGAGCCGUGUUGAUUAGAUGUUGGGACAGUGAAUUUUUGUAAAACCUCUAUCAAGCAGCAUGAUUCAUGUGAACAGACACGUACUAGUUGACUAGGGACGAGGAAGCAGCUUUCGAUUCAGUUGAUUUUUCUAUAUGAUAACUUUUGUUCUAUAUAUGCGUACUCAUUAUAUAAAUUUCAUCUUAUUAAAGAGUUCAUUUCACUUUAAAAGGGAAUGUGAUUUAAAACAAGAAAAACAUGUAGGGACGGGUGGGGAAAGAGUGCCACCUUAACAAUUGUACGCUAAAUAUUGGAUAUUUAUAGGAGUUUCUACACCAUAUUGCAACUUCAUAUUAUUGCCUUCAUACAUCAGCAAUGUACCUAAUGCAAACUAUAUCUCGUAAAAAGUUGUUCAGAAUUUUUUUUCAAAAUGUCAUCUCAAAUCUUUUUUUGAAUCUACAAUAGGGCAAGAGUGUCAACCCCUAUGGGGCAAAAGGGCCAUGCCAUGCGUCUUAAAUUGAGUCAAAUCGAUUAAUGCUUGUUUUAGUCUUUUGAUUAUUAAUCAUGCUAGAAAGAGCUGUUAUUGUUGACUCAAUUUAACUAUUAAAUUUUACAAUAUUACUCAAUACAUAACCAAUGAACUAUGUUUCCCGAUGGAAUCAAAUGAAAUCUAUUGUUGUUGAUAUUUUAUGUAGCUGGUUUUGUCAAAUUUGGUGAAAACUAGCUAACCAAAGACUUAAAUGGGCAAUGAAGCGAUUUCUUUUACAUUUUUGUAUAAUUUUCAUAAAUAUUAUAGAGGUGGCACUCUUUCCCCGUAUGAGGUUCAUUUUUAAUAAAAUAAUUUUUGACCAAUUAUAGAGAUUAUUUAUAUAUUCUUUGUUAUUGGUGUUUCAAUUAUUCAUUAUUAGUGAUGCCUCAAUGCUGGAAUUGUAGAAAACAAUAUUUGGAAAUUCCAAAAUACUUAUUUUAUGAUGUCUAAUUAUUAUAAGUAAUUUCGAUUUUUGACACAUCGGCACAAAAUGAUUUUUUGCAAUUUUUGUAAUACCUACUUCAUUUUGAACAAACCUUUCUAUAAUGCUGCAUAGGAACACCAUUCAUAGUUUCAUUGGUGAAUGAGCAUUGAAAACAUGUUUAUUUUCAAAAUUAUUGGGGGAGGCACUCUUGCCCCACCCGACCCUAUUGCCUUUUAACUUUUCUUGCGGGUACAUUUCUGAACCUACACUCAAAAAAUUUAUCACAUAUCUAAUGGAUGAAAACCAUGUGAAUUUCACAUAGCUUUCAUGUGAUCACAUAGCUAAAAAUCCCACCACAAAAUCACAUGAAUAUUAUGAGGCCGAUGGAAUUCAUACGAAAAAUCAUAUAAAAUUAAUGUGAUCGCAUAAAUUUUAUGUGAAAUUCGGAUGAAUUCCAUUAAUUUUGAUUAUGGAUGAAAAUCGUGAAAAUGUGCGUUUUCAAUGGAAGCUACAUGAAAAUUAUUUUCGGUGAUGGUAUGAGAUAUUAAUCGAAGACAACAAAUCAAGACUGGCAACUUUUCAAUUUUCUCAUAUGAACGCUAUGAGACAGGUACAAUCGCGUCAUCUGCCGCUCAAAGGUAAAUGCUUCGAACGAAUUGGAUAGCAAAGAUUGAUUUGUUGUCUUUGCAUUAAUUAAACACCUCGCAUACAAUUUAAGCGUAAGUGUCAUUUCUAAAUCGAGUAGGUAUGUACCUACAUUCUUCAUGCGUUGGCCGUGUUUCUUUCUCCAUCUCCGCCUUCAAUCAUUUAUUUGUUUGACAUGAACUUGAUGGGUAGGAGAACUAGGGGCUAGAAGUUUACCCUCACGAUAGUGCGUUGAUACACGCGAUUCCGUGAAUCAUUUAUGGGAGUUUGUGCACCGAAUUGUAAGUUUAUAACAUUGUCUUCAUGUAUCAUCAAUUAAAUUAAAAAAUGAACCCCCUCUAAACAUUGCUAAUGAUUUUUUUUCAAAAUCAAAUGUGGAACAAAAAGGCCAUAGAGAAGUUCCACGCCAAAUGACGAAUCGAUCAAACUCGACCUUCUCCGAUUUGCAUGAAACUUUGCAUAAUUGUUUGUUAUGGGCAAUCAUUCACAUUUGUGCUAAAAUUCGGUCAUUUUGAAUAUCCAGGGUGACCAUUUCACCGGUACUUUGUAAAAUCAUUUCCCUUGCUCGAUACGAACGGACUGCGAGCACCAUUCUCAAAAUUCAGUUUCCUCUACUAUAUGAAAUCUACGUUUCUUGGCAACACUGGUGCACUCGGAUCUAGGCCGGUAAGCAGCUCGAACAAUCGUGAGCGCAGAACUACAAUUAAACCUAACAUGGACCAACAACAGCUGACGAAAUAAAAUCGACUUCACACUUAUUCUACUAUGCAAUCAAAAGUGGACAGUCGAAUUCACUUCACUAAUUUAAAAUUACUAAUCUAAUUUCCAAAAUGAGAUUUUCACCAUCUCGUUUCGAUCAUCUUUCUUCAAUGUAGUAAUACAGCGUAGCUAUUCGAUCAUUCUCCGAAUGGCAUGACAUAACCGCGUUUCCAAGCGUUUCAAAUCUGAAAGUAACAGGAACAUCAUUUGUUAUAAUUUUUGUAUCUUUCUGCGACUUCACCAACUUGAGCUUGAGCUUGAGCUUGAGCUUGAUUGACCGCCCACGGUUGCUACUCUGUUACUGCCAGAUCAGCUGUAAUUACACAGAGAACCAAUAGACGAUGCUUGGGACUAGCAAUCAUCCUCAAUGUGUAAAAACUGGUGAUCUUAAAUUAGGCAAUACCAGCGCCGGCCGCGCCCGAACACAGGUCAAGAAAGGAAUGGGAAGGAUUGUGUUGACAUGACACUCGCUUUGAUGGAAGCCGAGAACACCUCUGCAUUUCCACGAGGAAUCACUGGGAUGUUGGAUAAGAGGGUUGGGUUUGCAGCAGGGUUCGUUUUGGUAAACGAUAAGCU